AUGCAGGACAAAAUUCACACUCAGCCUAGUCUUCUACUUCAACCUACCUCUUCAAAUCGCCUAAAGGCCCAGUCUCGCUCUUCUCGGACUAUCCAGAAGCCUUUUUCUUUUUUACCUCGUCUUCCUAUACGCCAAUCCGCCUGUCGUGUUUCUGCUCCAACUCCUGCAGUGAAGGCUUCCACUAGUUCUUUUAAUGAUUUACUUCAUCCUCUUUCAUCUUUAAAUACGCCAAUACCAUUUUCCAUUAGCUCCACUGCUCAUAUACCCGGCAGUAGAGAUAAAAUAACCCUACUUUCCACUGGAGAUUCCACAGCCUGCAUCGCUGCCCUCUCAAUCACCACAACUGGUUCCACAACUAUAACCACUAGACCAGCACCCUAUCUCUCCUCCCCCUCCCUUAUCUCGAGCAUAUCUAUUCCGUCUAUCACAGAUGAUCCGCUAAGCCUUAAAUGUUUACCCGCAGACCAUUACUUACACUUCCCUUCAGGGGUCCAAAUAGAGUCCUCUUUACCGAACAUCACUGCAGCAGCUUCAUUCAGAUCUGCGCAAGCGGUCAUCACUUUCUCAUUGCCUCACCGCGUGCCAUCAUUUAUACCUGCUCUUCUUAGUCAUGAGCCCUCUGCCAAAUUGGUUCCGGAAUCUGAAAUCGCUGACUACCCUAUCACCUAUCCUUUUCCACAAGCUUCGACCAAUUGGUCACAUUCACAAAAUGAUGAAUUCUUAAGGCGGACUGAUGAGUCGGACAUCUGCCUUCAACUUCUGCCCUUGCCAGUCAGCUUGAAUGACCCGAUAACUUUGUCUUCUUCCUCAGCAUCAUCGGCAUCCUCUGCAUCUUCUAUUACAAGUACUUCGACUGCUGUAGAAACUAGUCAACUCGACAAGUCUAGCCGUCUAGGCUGUAAGACUCUUGGUCAUCUUCGAGACUCGAAAGUCACUUUGCAAAACUGGCACCAAAAUUCAUGGCCAGUACCGCAGAAGGAAUGCACAACGUGGCAACAAUCGCCCGACAAUGUAUCUCAACAUAUGACUCCGUCGUCUGAUGAUCAUCAUACUCAUACAAGUCAGUCUCAGGAAUCGACUAAUGUCACUACCCAAUUCACUUCAUACUUAUCUUCAGACAUAUCAGCCCAUUCUUGCCGGUCCUUGGUGAGAUUCGGAGCUCCAGGCAAGCCUUAUUAA
Protopolystoma xenopodis is the source of this 1179-nucleotide messenger RNA. The record is from the annotation of a GenBank genome assembly. Lineage: Eukaryota; Metazoa; Platyhelminthes; Monogenea; Polystomatidea; Polystomatidae.